Rhipicephalus microplus (southern cattle tick) is the source of this 3133-nucleotide messenger RNA. Its product is annotated as histone-arginine methyltransferase METTL23. The record is from RefSeq and is a predicted model, not a curated record. NCBI's taxonomy places the organism in Eukaryota, Metazoa, Arthropoda, Arachnida, Ixodida, Ixodidae. Gene Ontology annotation, cellular component: cytoplasm; nucleus.
GCUAAGUGCAGGGAGGCACCUCGCGUGCGCGGGUUUUCGGUGUGUCGGUGUAUUGUGUUUUAGUGUUUAGCCUUUACUACAUUUUCUUUUCUUUACGCUCGGACAUGUGUCUUCUUUCGUCUUCACCAAGGGCGUAGCUGUUUCGUUCGUAGGUAUAGGCGGCGUGCGUGGAGAGAGCAUGUAGCGUGAUCGCGACACUGUCGUGGUAAGCCCGAGCCCUUGGACGUCGAACGCGUUGAUCGGUGAUGGCACUGAGCCGCAAAAAACAGCGGAUGAAGCAGCCAGACUACAUGGAGAACGGCGACGGCAGCUACAAGACGAGGACGUUCGUCUUCGAGUCCCACAAGGAGUCUCUCACUGUGAAGAUCAUCGAGAUGAUGGACCCGAGCUACGGCAUGUACGUCUGGCCCUGCAGUCCCGUUUUGGCCCAGUACCUCUGGUUCAACCGGGAGCACAUCAAGGGCAAACGCAUUCUCGAGAUCGGUGCUGGCACCGGCUUGCCGGGGAUCCUGGCGGCUCUGUUGGGUGCUAGGGUGACCCUUUCGGACAGCUCGCCACUGGGGCUCAAGAACUGCCAGCGCAAUGUGGAGGCCAACGGGCUGACAGCCAACGAGGUGCCCGUGGUCUCCAUCUCCUGGGGACUCUUCAACCCGGCCCUCUUCCAGCUCGGACCCAUCGACAUCAUCCUGGGGUCCGACUGCUUCUACGACCCAAAAGACUUUGAGAACAUCAUUGUCACGGUGUCCUACCUGCUCCACCAGAACCCUCACGGGCGCUUCUGGUGCACCUACCAGAUACGAAGUGCGGACUAUUCAAUGGAAGGCCUGCUCCGGCAGUGGAAUUUGGUCUGCGUCCAAGUUCCGCUCGAAAACUUUGAGGCAGACUCGCCCAACCUCGCCGGCUCGGGCCUUCCGGGCACGCACACCAUUGAGAUGCUCGUGAUGAGCGUCAACACAACCGUGGAAACCUCUGCCGCGGACAAGGCGAAGACGUGAAGAAAAGAGUUCGCGCCCAGUGCAUUGCGUCCGCUGGCAGCGGUGGGAAAAUGUAGCAACGACGGCGCGUAUCAAACAUCUUUCUGACCCUAGUCAUGGUGUUUCGUUUACGUUCGCCCUCCCACCACACUUCCCAAAAAAGUUGUCAAAGAUGUGCCCUCAACCAAGCAUCUCAAUUCUCAACCAGGUAUCGUCGACCAGGAUGUGACCUCGACCACGAUGCAAGUUCUUCCAGGUAUGCAUGUAUCUGUGUGGCACAUCCGGACGCCACUCACAUGUCGCUACGCAGACUCGCUACACGAAAGUUUGCUUUGAUUUCUCGCAAACAUGCCAAGUUGUCUAGGUAAACCAUAAGAAGGGUUGGUAUUGGAAGUACUUGACAACCAUACUGAUAUCUGUACAUCGUUGUGCCACAUUUUCAAUGUAGCAACAUUGUUGACGUCUGUACUAACAGGUGACCCAUUCCUGUCUUAACGACAUAAAAGUGUAGCUUCAGAUGUUUGUGAACUGGCCAAGCAUGUCGUUCUAUGUGACUGUUUCAGAGGCACCGAACAGUCAACUGAAUUAAUGAGGACCUCACUAGAGUUAGGACAUGUAGCUGAAGCCGGCUAUAUAACCUAAGUCGAUGUAAUUUAGUUUUUUCUUGCAAAGAGCCAUGUGUCAAAGUUAAAAACUAAUUUUCAUAGUCUGUCGCACACCUCGAGUGAAGUUUGUUGACAUCGUGGUUCCUCAUCUGAAUGAUGUGCACACAUUGAUACAAUAGAAAGUUCUUUCAUGGUCAAAACGUAUGCAGUUGAUCGUUAUGUUGUUGAGAGAUGUGUUUCAAUGGUUCCUUGGCUCUCAGAAUGUAGACGCAUUCGAUGGUGAUUCUUAAUCCAAUUGUCACUAUGAAAACUUGAAAUGGAGCUCAUUCUGGCCAGUCUACUGGAUAAUUGCAGGCAUUGCGAAGUUUUGUCUAAAUUGUUCCCUUUCCAGACAUUCGUAAUAAUGCAGACAUUGCAGCCAUUUGCACUAAUUUGAGAUCCUUCCUUUUUGUUAACGUUACUUCAUUUCCUACCACUUCGUUCUCACACUUUUCGUGUUUCCACGCGUUGGACCGACACCAUUAGGAAGUCCCCGCCUCGACCCAUGCUGCCGCAUUUUCCUUCGGCAGAACACUUUGCAAGUGUUUCACGCACCUGCAGCACAUUGCUUCUGCAUUGUAUCUUUCUUGCACUCACUUUCCUAUGCGAUGCUUUGACGCCCCGGUAUCGGGGCAGACUGUGCCGUAAUAUUUGCGUUUCUAUACCUCGUGAACUCGGAGUUGCUGCUUCGCACAGUGCGAUACCGCAUCUUCAUUUUUUUACAUUUCCCGCUUAGUAUUCUUACACGCAAGAAAAGUAUUACCUGUGUGCUGCCAGGAGGGUAAUAUUUAUUGUGUUCAACCGCAUCUUCGAAUAUCAGUUUAAUGUCUAUUAUUGUCUAUCCCUUAGUUCUGCAUGUGAAGUUAAUGCGGCAUCGAGUGGUUUAAUGUUAUCAACUCGCUCAGCCAUCUUAGGAGUGUGUCGUUAUUCUCUCCCGAGAAGCCACUGUAGGUGGCUCAACGUUAUGGGUGUGAUCGUGACAUCGCUAGCAAGUUAGCACCGAGCUGCAGCGAGCGAGACUAAUUUAUGAGGUGAAACGGCGCCCGCUCGGGCGUUUCACUUGAGUCGCGCUACCAUUGUUGCCACGCAGGUCAGCGCAGCAUGCGCAGUUGGCGAAGCGAGCGCGCUCUCCCUGAAAGUUCGCCACUUCAAUAUUAAUCAGUGGCGAUUGGUGGGCAGGCAUUAUCUGCUCUGGUAUUGCUGCUGGCAGCUAAUUUAAAGCACUGCGUGGCAUGUAAUUAUUGCAGUAUUUGGUAUCAACUGUCGUGGUGUUUCCUGGCACGCAGAAUGAAAUCGUGGAAAGCCUAGAAUCCAUACAAGGCGGCAUUGCGAUUCUUGUGCACUCUGUCUGUCGGAGCACGCGUAAAAGGCUUGUACGCCCGUGAAAAUGUUUAAUAGUUUCACCCGAGCAGUGAUUUCUGGAUGUAGUAGUUUCAAAUUUCGUUGAGAUGAAAUGAGAUCGGCAGUACGACGAUCAUGCUCACACCUAUAUGAGCACAUGAUCGCGCAGAUAAG